AUGUCGCUAGUGCUAGCAGUCAACGCUCUAAAGCGAAAGUUGGCGGGUACGGACUACACGGUGGGCUGGAUCUGCGCCAUAGGUACAGAGCACGUCGCUGCACGGGCGUUUCUCGACGAAGAGCAUGAAAGGCCAGAAGACGUGCCCGACAACGACGAUAACGAUUAUACCUUAGGAAGGAUUGGGAAACAUAACAUUGUCAUUGUUGUCUUACCCAUCGGGGAGUACGGUAUCGUCGCUGCAGCAUGUGCGGCCAAAGAUAUGUCACGCAGCUUUCCAAACAUCCGAAUCGGUAUGAUGGUCGGCAUCGGCGGUGGAGCACCAAGUCGAAAGCAUGACAUACGUCUCGGCGACAUUGUGGUCAGCGCUCCUGGUGAUGGAAAUGGUGGUGUGUUCCAGUAUGACUUUGGUAAGGCGAUGCAAGGAGGAACCUUUCACACAACAGGUUUUCUCAACCAGCCACCAACCUUUCUUCGGACUGCGGUGAAUGGUCUUAGGAGCCAGUAUAAGAGCAAGGGCCAUCAGCUUGAGGAGGCCAUCUGCAGCAUUCUUGAGCGACACCCAAGACUGCAGGACUAUGCUCGACCGAAGCCUAGCACUGACAGGCUGUACAAACCUGAAGUCGCCCAUCUUCCAGAGGUUGAAGCCAGUUGCGCGGCAUGCUGCGGUAAUGAUCCAUUGCACUUAGUAUCGCGGCGUGAACGAACCAAACAUGAGGACAACCCGGCAAUUCACUAUGGCUUGAUUGCCUCCUCAAACCAGGUGAUGAAAGACGCUUUGAUCCGGGAUAGACUCAUAGCGCAGAAGGAUGUUCUGUGUUUCGAAAUGGAAGCAGCUGGACUGAUGAACCAAUUUCCAUGCUUGGUUAUUCGCGGUAUCUGUGAUUACUCGGACUCCCACAAGAACAAGAACUGGCAGGGCUAUGCGGCAAUGGCGGCGGCCGCAUACGCGAAAGAUCUUCUAUGCAGAGUCCAUCCGAGUAUUGUUGAGGCAGAGAGGAAAAUUGGUGAUAUUAUGAGAGACAUCCAAGAACUUGCGGAAGCGCAACUUGGUGUCUCGAAGAAACAGCUUGAGAUGCAAGAAGAUGCAGUCAAAAGUGAACACGCUGCUGAGAAAAGACAGUGCCUUCAACUGUUUCGUCUUACCGGAAGCAAUGAGGAGACCACCUAUGAGUGGUACAAGGACCGCGUGGAAGAUCGAGUGGAAGGCACCUGCCAAUGGUUUCUCCAACAUCCCAAUUUCCAAGAGUGGCUCAAACAGGACUCAGGCCCACUGCUAGUCUCGGCGGAUCCUGGCUGUGGGAAGUCGGUAUUGGCCAAGUACCUGGUCGACCACGGUCUGCCACGAUCGUCAGCCAUCUGCUAUUUCUUCUUCAAGGAGCAAGACCAGAACAAGGUCCGCCAGGCACUCUGCGCCCUGCUUCAUCAACUCUUCUCUCAAAAGCCUUCCCUAAUUAACCAUGCCAUGGCCCAAUUUCGCAAGGAUGGUCAAGGGUUGAUUAACUCUACACAAUCACUCUGGACUGUCCUUGGAAAUGCGGUGCAAGAUCCCGAGGCCGGCCCCGUAAUCUUAGUUCUCGACGCCCUGGACGAAUGUGCCGAGCUAGAAUUUGAGAACCUAGUGCGCAAUGUGAAGAGUCAACUUAGCAGCGACUCGAUAAGCCUAGGCAAGUUGAAGUAUCUUCUAACAAGUCGGCCGUAUGAGCAAAUUGUGUCCCAGUUCCGCGACCGCGACCUGUUGACGGCAUUUCCAAACAUCCAUAUACCAGGAGAGGAUGAGUCAGAAGCUAUUAGCCAGGAGGUAAAUCACGUCAUUACACACCGGGUCAAUCAGCUAUCGGAGAGCAAGCGCCUCUCAUGCGAUCUCAAGAUAUAUCUGGAGAAAAGACUUCGGGAUGCUACCCAUCGCACCUAUCUCUGGGUAUACCUUGUGUUUGACUAUUUAGAGAAAGAAAACUUUAAGAAGACCAAAAAAGGUGUCGAGGCCACCAUUUCCACACUUCCGCGGAGUAUUAACGAAGCAUAUGAGAAAAUUCUGAACAAGUCUAAGGAUGAGGAGCGUCCAAUGGUCCAAAAAGCCUUAAGUAUUAUCUUAGCCGCGAGUCGGCCGCUAACACUCUUGGAAAUGAAUAUUGCCGUGAAUAUAGAUUACGCAUCGCAUUCUAUUGACGAUGUUGACUUGGAAAACGAAGAGGAUUUCAAGAUACGUCUUAGAUCAUGGUGUGGAUUGUUCAUCUCAGUCCAUCACGGUAGGAUUUAUUUCCUUCACCAAACCGCUCGCGAGUUCCUCCUCGCAGAGGCGACGACUUCGCCUACGACAGUUCCGUCGGAGCUAGAAUGGCACCACGCCAUCACUAUGCGCUACGCACACGCUGCUCUUGCCAAAAUCUGUGUGUUGUACCUAAAUCUCUUUAACUCCGACGUUAGCCUCCCGACAUAUGCGACUGGCUCUGUCGAUAGACGCGCCUUAUUGGCUUACUCAGCCGAAACAUGGAGUGCCCACUUCCGCGAGGCCGAUAUUAUUGAUGACGAUGCCAUUGUAUCUUUAGCUCUAAGGAUUUGUGACCCGAAUUCGAAGAGCUACUGGGCAUGGUUCCGAGCACAUGACAACACUACUUAUAUGAAGACCACCAAGCACUUUACGGCUCUUGGGGUAGCGUCGUACUAUGGCCAUCGUGCAAUUGUUAAGCUCCUUCUCAAGGAAGGCGCCAACACCGAAGCGAAAAACAGUAACGGUCAGACGCCGCUAUGGGAGGCCGUGGAAGAUGGGCGUGAAGCUAUUGUCAAACUGCUGCUGGAUAAUAACGCCGACACCGAGGCAAAAGAUAGCAGGUAUUGUGAGACGCCGCUCUGGAGAGCCGUCUGGGGGGGGUGCGUUGCCAUCAUCCAGCUCCUUCUCGAGAACGGUGCCAGCACCGAAGCGAAAGACAGUAAUGGUCGGACGCCGCUUUCGUAUGCCGCCUUGACCGGGCAUGAAGCAAUCGUCAAGCUGCUGCUGGAGCAUGGCGCCGAUGUUGAGGCGAAAGACAGCAGGUACAGCCGGACGCCGCUUUCAUAUGCCGCCCGGCGAGGGCACGAGCCCAUCGUUAAGCUGCUGCUGGAGAACGGCGCCGACACCGAGGCAAAAAGCAGCAGCGGUCGGACCCACUUUCGCAUGCCGCCUUUGCGGGACAUGAAGCUAUCGUCAAGCUGCUGGUGGAGAACGGCGCCAAUGUCGAGGCGACAGACAGUAACGGUCGGACGCCGAUCUCGUAUGCCGUCUGGCGAAGACACGAGGACAUCAUCACUCUACUCCAACGGGAAUAUCCCUAAGUAUGUGAACACACUCUUAUGCCCUCGGAAAGUCGUCCCUGCAUAG
Molecule: messenger RNA, 3357 nt
Organism: Pochonia chlamydosporia 170
Lineage: Eukaryota; Fungi; Ascomycota; Sordariomycetes; Hypocreales; Clavicipitaceae
Product: ankyrin repeat protein
Exons: 2
Coding region: 1-3357 (1118 amino acids)
Biological process (GO): nucleoside metabolic process
Molecular function (GO): protein binding; catalytic activity
Source: RefSeq, a predicted model, not a curated record